Messenger RNA from Helianthus annuus (common sunflower), 2458 nucleotides. RefSeq lists its product as uncharacterized. Lineage: Eukaryota; Viridiplantae; Streptophyta; Magnoliopsida; Asterales; Asteraceae. The record is from RefSeq and is a predicted model, not a curated record. Bases 242 to 2194 code for a protein of 650 amino acids. The transcript is spliced from 9 exons.
UUUCACACUAGAGAAUCCCAAUUGAUAGGCUGAAGCAGCCGCACCCUGAAGUGUUCAAAAACCCCUCGAAUCAGCCGACGAACGAACACUUCAAACUUUGACGUCAAGAAUUCUUAACGACCAAAAGUUUACCCAAAAUCCUUCAAAUUUCAACCCAAAAGAAGUCAAAAUUUCCCAAAUUUUGACCUCCCCAGAUGGAAUUUUGACGAAAUAGAAUCUGGGUUUUGUUAAAAAUUGAUUUAUGGGAGUCCAACAAGACGCGGUGGUUGGUUCGAAUUUGAUCGGCGAGGAGCCAGCAUCGUCGCAAUCAGAUGCUUGUUCAAUUGGGAUUCAGCAGUGGAACAGAGCGGAGAAAGCUGCAGAAGGAAUCAUUUCAAAUUUUCAGCCCUCGAUUGUUGCUGAAAAGAAAAGAGAUGCAGUGAUUAUUUAUCUGCAGAAGUUGCUCAAGGAUAAACUUGAUUGUGAGGUAUUUGCUUAUGGCUCGGUACCGUUAAAAACUUAUCUCCCUGAUGGAGAUAUUGAUCUAAGCGUGGUGGGUGCACGCACACGUAGUCUCAUUAAGGAGAUUGCAUCGUUACUUGAGAGUGAAGAGAAAAACAGCUCAGCUGAGUUUGUUGUUAAAGACGUUCAACUUAUUGGCGCCCAGGUUAAGCUCGUGAAAUGCUUGGUUCAGAAUCUAGUUGUUGACAUUUCAGUAAAUCAAAUCGGGGGACUCUGCACGCUCUGUUUUCUUGAGCAGGUGGACCGUGUAAUCAAGAAAGAUCACCUUUUUAAGCGAAGCAUAAUUUUGAUUAAAGCAUGGUGCUAUUAUGAGAGCCGCACUCUUGGUGCACACGUUGGUCUGAUAUCAACAUACGGCUUAGAGACUUUAGUUCUCUAUAUAUUUCAUGUGUUUCAUAUAACAAUAGACGGUCCUCUCUCGGUUCUAUAUAAAUUCUUGGAGUAUUUUAGUACGUUCGAUUGGGAUAAUUAUGGUAUCAGUUUAAUGGGGCCCAUUAGGUUAUCCGAGUUGCCAAGAAUCAUGGUCGAGAGACCACCAAACAGUGAUGAUCUUCUGCUCAAAGUCGGUUUCCUUAGACGUUGUUCUGAUACGUUAUCAAUCCCCAUGAGGCAUGGGGACACAUUUUCAAAAAAGCAUCUCAACAUUGUUGAUCCUUUAAAUGUCCAUAAUAACCUUGGUCGAAGUGUUAGCCAAGGGAAUUUUUUCCGGAUACGUAGUGCCUUAGGUUACGGGGCUAGAAAACUCAGGCAAAUCCUUACGGCACCUGAAGAUAAGCUAACUGAGGAGCUUCUUUCUUUUUUCUCAAAUACAUUAAAAAUGCACGGAAGUGGUCAAGCGUCGUCUCUGACCAUCAGCGUUUCUGGGGCAGAAAAGUCUUUUACCACAAGGGUAAGUGGAAAACCGAGAAGUUCUAAUGAUGAGAAUGAAUAUUUAGGCAGUGGGAACCAAAUAUCUAGUGACGAAAAGGAUGUUUCUACCCUCAAGUUGAGUGGUGCAGGAGAAGUUGCUGGCCGUGUCUGUAUACCGUUCUAUGCGCCCCAUCUUUUUUCUGAGUAUUCCAAGUUAGCUAACAAGACGGAAGACGGUGAUCAUGAUGUUAACGAUGUAAAACAGUCUGAGGUGCAUGACGAGGAUGUACUUCCAUCCGAACCUUUGGAUCUGACUGGAGAUUUGUUGUCUCAUUUGAUAUGUUUGGAUCAUGUGAGGGGGUGGGAUAACUAUUUAUUAGCUCCACCUGGCGUGAUGGGACCACCGCCGCCGCCCCCGCUAGUUUUGCUGAGCAUGAUCGCGUCGGAACAUGGCGGCAUUAAUGGUUUUCACCAUCCACAGUUCCACCCUACCGGCCAGAUGUUCAUGUCUAGACCACCUUUCAUUCCCAACGACCCUAAUCAAGCAGCUCCUGUGAAUCACUACUUGGAUAUGAAUCGGUCUGGACAUGGUUAUCAUACUUCUUCAACCUCAGGUAACAGAGCACCAAACUCUAAUAAUUCAACUCCCCGACCCGAGGGAGUUAACGGUCCGAUGCAACAAAGAGAGCCUUUGUUACAUAGAAGGAGGCAACAAAAUCUUAACCGUCCUCGCCAGCUGGACGGUUCACAGAGGCCCAGAUCUGCUUCUGGUACGGAUAGGUUGGCUUUACAGUCCUCGUACCAUUUAAAAGACGAGGGUGAUUUCCCGCCUCUAUCUGGUUGAUUCUUGAGAUUUUGAGACCCCUGGCCGGCCGGGGGGGGGGGGGGGGAUUGCAGGUUAUACCAUAGACGAAAGGUUGUUGUGUAUGCAUAGGCUGCUGCUACAGAGUUUUGUUUUUGUGUUGUCAACAUAAACUGUCUGUAAGCUGAUGUUGUCUAAUAGUUGUCGACCAAAGGUCUUUUUUUGAAUGUGACAUUGUAUUUUGGUUGACAAGAAUGGUCUUUCAACAUUUUUCAGAGGUUUAUUUAUCCCUGUUUUGUGAUUUUC